This is a messenger RNA of Chironomus riparius, 3922 nucleotides long. The record is from the annotation of a GenBank genome assembly. Lineage: Eukaryota; Metazoa; Arthropoda; Insecta; Diptera; Chironomidae.
GUCGAAGCUGAUCGGUCAUUUAAAGUAAAUGUGCUCUUUUUUGAACAUAGACAUAAAUUUUUUUCCCUCCUUAUUUUGAUAACGCAAUAGUGUCGCGCAUCGGCAUAUGAGAGAAAAUUAAUAAAUUUAUUGAAUGAGACGAGAAAAAAAAAUAUAUAAUUCAUUAACGCGACCUGGAGAUCAGUUGCAAUCGGGCAUUCAAAUCUUUUGAAUCGCGGAAAUACAACUAGUGAAUGUGAUACUUGACAAUUAUUUGAAUUUAAUGUGAAAUAGAAGCUUUAAAUAUUCUUAAACUAAUUUUUAAUAAAUUAUAACAAUUAAAUAUCUAAAUCAGCACGAAAUUAAACGAAAUUUAAUUAAUAAGUAUUUAUGCAAUUUAAGUGUUUUGAAAUUUCGCAGUGCAGUUUAGAAAAAAAAAUAACAUAAACUUGUUAAAGUUAAUCGUGUGCAAUAUUAAAGAAAAUAAAAAAAAAGUCAGACAUAUGAAUUGCAUCGAUUGCGGUGCACUAAUUAUUAUGUGAAUGAAAUUUCUUUCUUGGCUGUUUUAAAAAGAAGGAAAUUGGUGUAAAAUUACAUGUUAAUAGCCAAAAAACUGAUUACUUUACAUUGUACAAAACUAAGGCUGGAAAUUUAAAUUACAUGCAAUUUUUUAUUUUGCACAAUUUAUCAAUUUCUUAACAAACUAUUAAAAUUCACACAAGACUUGCUGGAAUAAAUUAAUCAUGAAAGAGAUUAUAAAUUUCUUCGCUGGUCGCCGUUACUCGGCGGUAAAUACUUGCGAAAUGCAAGUUAUGGACAGCACAAUAGGAAAAAAUCAUAAAAGUUUAAAUCAAAAUCGACCGUCGUUGAAUCGAGGAUUAUCUGUGCUGGAUGCUCUGUUCCAUGAUAGGAAAAAAGGAAAGCAGACGAGGAGUCCAACUUUCAUAUUCUUCUUACUUACCACCGGUCUUUUACUGAUAUGCUCAGGCAUUUUUGUAUUAUUAUUUCAUCCAUAUGACCUUAUAUUUAAAUGGAAACUUUUAUUGGCUGAGGAUGGUGAAAUUUUUCAAUUAUGGGAAAGACCACCAGUAGAUUUAUUCCUCAAAGUAUAUCUGUUUAAUAUUACAAAUCACGAAGACUUUAUGAGUGGUCGAGCGAAGAAGCUUAAUGUUGAAGAAAUUGGCCCUUACGUAUAUCAGGAGUUAAUGACCCAUGAAAAUGUAACAUUCAACAGUAACGGAACAUUGUCAACGAUACCAAAUCAUCCGCUAUUGUGGAGAGGAGAUUUAUCUGAAGGACGACAGGAAGACGAUAUUUUCUAUUUACCCAAUAUUGCAUUGUUAGCAAUUGCACAUGUUGCAGCACCAAAGAAUUAUUUCUUCAGACUCCCUGUCAAUAUCUUUGUGAGGAAAGAAAAUAUUCAGCCGGUCGUUAAGAUGACAGCUAAGGAGUUCAUGAUGGGUUAUGAAAGUCCUUUAACGACCCUUGGAAAUACUCUCUUGCCUCAUUGGAUUCAUUUUGAUAAAGUCGGACUCAUUGAUCGUAUGUACGACUUUAACGGAGAUUUUGCAACAUAUUAUACGGGAGAGAAUGACAUUCGAAUGUCGGGACUUUACGAUACAUUUCAUGGCUCACCGGAUUUACCACAAUGGAAAGGAGAGCAUUGUAGUAAUAUUCAAGGCGCAAGUGAUGGAACAAAGUUCAUGAGCUUUAUGCAGGAAAACGAUACACUGCUAUUCUUCCGAAAAAGCAUGUGCCGUCCACAAAGACUUAAGCGACUAGGCAAAGUCGAUCCUGUUCAAGGUCUAGAGGCUGUUAAAUUCACAUUUGAGGAUAAUGCGCUCGACAAUGGUGUCCAUAAUGAUUUAAAUAAGUGCUUUUGUCGUGAUCCAAACAAAUGCCUUACGGAAGGUCUCAUCGACGUGACAGACUGCUAUUAUGGUUUCCCAAUCGCCCUUAGCUAUCCACAUUUUCUCGAUGCUGAUCCAGUUUUGUUAGAAAAUGUGACUGGAAGUAAACCGAAUCGUUCAUUACAUGAGAGCUACUUCGUACUCAAUCCUCUGUCUGGUCUUCCUUUGAAACUGUCGGCAAAGUUCCAAAUUAACAUGGCUAUGUCGGAUGUACGCAAUAUGGCUCAUGUAGAAAAGUUCUCUCAUCUUACGAUUCCGAUGUUAUGGUUUGAAAUCAGUAUGAUGGAAUUGCCAAAACGUCUUGAAGAUCGUUUCAGCCUAUACUUGAAUAUCUUACCAGUUGUUGAAAAAGUUGGCCUUUAUGGAUCAUUAAUACUUGGAUUAGCACUCUCAAUUAUAGCUGUGACACGAGUAGCACUACGCGCAUCUAAAUUUGUAGCAUCGCCUUAUCAUCAAAAGUAUCAUCAUAAUUUAGUCAACAAUUCCGUCUAUAAUGCAUGCGAGGAGAAGUUGUCAUCAAGAAAUCAAUCAGUGACGAACGAAAAUUCCCAAAGAGCAAAGAAUAGCAGUGACGAUGUAGAUGGGGAAAAUGAUAAUAAAAUGUCCGAUGACAAUGAUGAUGCUCACUGUUUAAAUAUUAUCAGACGUGAUGACCAAUAUGAAUUAGAGAAUGACGAUGCACUUUCUGAUAUUGACUAUAAUGAUGACGGGGAGAGCUCCAACGGUUCAUUAGAUCAGACAGAGUCCGAUGAACGGAGUGAGCAGUCACAGAAAUUUAUGGAAAUAGAUUUAACAGAAGCGGAAAAUCAUGGAAUUAGAGAUUCUCUUGUGUCAACUGUAAGACGAUUAUCAGAUGGAUAUAUUGAGAUUGCGCAAGCACUUAUGGGAAACAAGCGUGAUACGCUCUUGAAGAUUGUUGAAUCCGAUGAUGAUGAGAGUUGAGGGAUAAAGAAGAGCGGAAGAUUUGUACACUCAUCGAUGAUAAACAGAACAAUUAUUCAAGUUUAUGAUGAAAGAAGACUGGCAAUGUUUAGCACCACUUUUGUAUUAUUUUAUGCAUUAUCAUCAUCACCACGUACUUUUUAAAUGUUUUUUUAUAAGAAAAAAAAUCAUGAUGAUUAAUCAACUUAUCUCGAUUGGUUACCAACAACAUUAUUUAUUUUAUGACUUGAUCAUGGAUUGUACUGCAUUACCCUAAAGGGAAAGAUCGCGUUUGUUUCCUUUAGUCUGAGAUUAAUCAUAAACUUUAAAAAUAUAAACGUUCGUUUAAAUUUUGAAAAAUAACUCCCAAAAAAUGUUUGAAUUUCAAGUAAAUUACCAACGUUAUUUUUCAAAAUCUAUCCUUUGUAGGGAAAAUGCGCUAAUGUCGAUCACUAGUUAACCAAACCUAUACUAGUUUCUAAGGUUGUCGAUUUCUUCUUCCUAGAUAAAGUAAAUGACUCUCAAUGUAUUGUAUUAUCACUUUUAUUGACGCACCUCUCAUGCUCAUAAGUAAUUACAUAAUUUACAUGGUAAUGUUUAAAUGGACACGAGCAUUCACGCAUAAAUUGAAACACAUACUUAUGUUUAAGUAUCAUCGAUUAUCUAAAGCCAUUCGCAUAUCAUUCUAGCUUUUAAUGUCAAAACUGUGAUGUUUUUUAAACUGUGUAGGAAAAAAAAGCUUUUAAAAUCAUAUUUAUGCUGGCUACGUAUGCAUAAAUUGUAUGUGAGAAAGAAUUAUCUUUACCAGUGACAAUUUUAAAUUAUAAAGAUCCAAUAAGAAAUUAUUUAAUUAAAUUAUUAUUUAAGUCAUUUUAAAAAACAAAACUUUGAUUGCAAUUAAUUUAUUUUAAUUUGUGUGUCUAGUUUAGUGCCAUUGUCUCAAUGAUCACUUAGUGUACUUAGGUAUAUUGAAAAGAUACUUAAAUGCAUGCCAGUAAACAAGAUUCAACAAAUUUAUAAGAUUGUAAACUCUGUUCAACAAAACUUAUAAUAAGCUUUAAUUUUAUUUUUAUAAAUCAAAUGAAUAAAUGUAUGAAUUAAAUUCAUUAUGA